ACCAUCUAUAAGAUAAGACAGACUCCAAAGAAAGAAACCAUUCAUGAACCAAAACAAGUAUGGCUAAUACACUUGCAAAGCUAAUAUUCAUCCCUGCCCCUGGGGUUGGUCAUAUCAUGUCAACCGUCGAGAUCGCAAAACUACUCGUGAAUCGCGAUCAACGUCUCGCGAUAACCGUCCUUGUCAUCAAGCCUCCCAGCUCGAGUUCUGGCUCAGCUAUUGACACCUACAUCGAAUCAUUAGCUAAAAGCACCAUGAACCGGAUAUCCUUCAUUCAACUCCCUCAAGAUGAAACCCCAUUAGUUGACCCCAAAUCUCCCAUGUCUACAUUCAGUGAAUUCAUCCCUAGUCACUGCAAAUAUGUUAGAAAUGUUGUGGCUGACAUGAUAAGUCAACCGGGUUCGGGUCGGAUAGCAGGGUUUGUCAUUGACAUGUUUUGCACUUGUAUGGUAGAUGUGGCUAAUGAGUUCAAUGUUCCAACCUACUUGUUCUUCACUUCUAAUGCUACUUUUCUUGGAUUUAAAUUUUAUAUCCAGACACUUAGUGAUGAUAUGAACAAAGAUGUUAUUGAGCUCGGAAACUCGGAUACCGAGAUUUCGGUUCCAAGUUUUGUGAAACCGUUGCCGACCAACGCCUUUUGGUGUCUUGUCCACACUAGAGAAGGACUAGAUUUUGUUUUGAGGUCGGUUCGGAAACUUAGAGAGGUUAAAGCAAUCAUGGUUAAUACGUUCUUGGAAUUGGAAACACACGCGAUGGAGUCGUUGUCUGCUGACGUCAGCAUCCCGCCGGUGUAUCCGGUGGGACCUAUACUCAACCUAGAAGGUGGUUCUAGAGGCGGAAAAUCGUUUGACCAUGACAUCAUUAGGUGGUUGGAUGGUCAACCGCCUUCCUCGGUUGUGUUUUUGUGUUUUGGGAGUAUGGGAAGUUUUGAUGAGGCCCAAGUGAAGGAGAUAGCUCGUGGAUUAGAGCAGAGUGGCCACCGGUUCUUGUGGUCCCUACGCCGACCUCCGUCGGAUCAAACAUCAAGGGUCCCAGGAGAGUAUGAGGAUCCGAGUGUGGUGUUGCCGGAAGGGUUUAUGGAGCGAACACGUGGAAUAGGGAAAGUGAUCGGGUGGGCACCGCAAGUGGCGGUGUUGGCUCAUCAUGCAGUGGGAGGGUUCGUCUCCCACUGCGGAUGGAACUCAUUGUUGGAGAGUUUAUGGUUUGGUGUACCGUUAGCAACAUGGCCGUUGUACGCUGAGCAACAGAUGAAUGCGUUUCAAAUGGUGGUGGAGUUGGGAUUGGCGGUGAAGAUAAAGUUGGAUUAUAGGAAGGAUGCCUAUACUCCUAAGGUUAAUACAGUCAUUGUGACAGCUAAGGAGAUAGAAAGUGGGAUAAGACGAUUGAUGGAGGAUAACGAGGUUAGAACAAAAGUGAAAGAGAUCAGUGCGAAGAGUAGAUCUACGGUGGUGGAGGGUGGUUCAUCAUAUGCGUCUCUUGGUUGUCUUAUUGAAGAUUUUGUAAGAAACGUUUCUUGAAUUGAACUUAUUAAAGUUGAAGUCUUGUUUUCAAUUGAUGUUGUAAGAAGGUGAACCACAAAUGUAGGCUUUGUGUUGAUAGGUGGUCCAUGUGUCGUCUUUUUUUUAAUUAUUGUAGACGUGAUUGAUAUCCAUCUUGUUUGUCGUCUUUACUUCAUUCUACAUAGCCACGUUUCGACUUUAUACAUAAGUUUAUAUCUGCCUUAUGUC
Messenger RNA from Helianthus annuus (common sunflower), 1727 nucleotides. Its product is annotated as anthocyanidin 3-O-glucosyltransferase 2. Bases 60 to 1517 code for a protein of 485 amino acids. Gene Ontology annotation, molecular function: UDP-glycosyltransferase activity. The transcript has a single exon. The record is from RefSeq and is a predicted model, not a curated record. NCBI's taxonomy places the organism in Eukaryota, Viridiplantae, Streptophyta, Magnoliopsida, Asterales, Asteraceae.